GUGCGCGAUUCUCAUCUCCAGCUGCUGCAGACCCAAAGCUCGGGCAGUAAGCGGAGAUCGCGAGGACAAGCCACUCCAAAAAAACAAAAACACAUUUAUUUUUUUGCAGCACCGCGUGUUUCUAUCCCGAGUGGACACGCAGAACUGGCCGCUCGGAGGGCAGCAGCAGCCGGCCGUGCUCGCUUGUUGCGCCGUGUGCACACGCAGGCUUUGCGGCUGCAGCGCCAAGCAUAUCAACACUCAUCAGACUGACUGUGAGGCAUGUUGUGUUGAAGACACACCUAUGCAGGUGGACUCUUCACUAAUGAAUGUAGGGGAUGGAGGCACGGUGAGCAGAGAGACCAGUGCUCCAAAUAAAGCGUCCAUGAGCAUGGUGGGAAAUCCUCCCCAAACGUUGCCCCUCGAGUUUCGAAGCGAUGUUAGCCUCAGUCAGCAAAACAAGACCACUCCGACAACAGACUGUAAGACAGCGAGAGCCUGCCCGGACACCGGUAAUUAUAACCUCAGCCCGGAACUCUCCCCACCCCGGCAGCUCAACAAUGAACCUAUGUCAUACUCAGACCCCGCCGGCUCGGAGAAGAGGGCAGACAAAAGAGUGGUAGAGGUCACGGACGGCGCGGCAGUCUUCACCACCCCUCAGUGGCAGAGCGGCGUCAAAGUCGGCCGGCAGGACUCGGCCAAUCCCAGGAAUCACAGCAAGAAAUCUCACGCGCCGUCUGCUGGUUUCCAGUGCUCCCUGUUCAAAGCAGCCCAGCCAGUUGCCUUCCUGCCGUCUGGCGAGUUCUCCUCCCCGCUCCGUAAAAUCACUCUCCCACCAGCAUUGGGGCAGAUCGCGGCUCUGAGGGAAGCCACCGCCAGUCAGUUUUCAAAAGAGAGCCAACCUCAAACCUCAGGUGUAGCGGGGGCGCCCCUCAUGCGGACCUAUCACUAUCCCUUCUCAGUGGGUCGGACUCCGGCCCCCGAGAAAAAAGCCUCUAAACUUAAAGUUAACCAUUCAUCCAGCAAGAAGGACAAAUCCAUUGGGGAGUCUGUGGUGGCGUCCCCGGCUAUCGCCCUACCGCUGCAGCACCCGUCGCUCAACCCCGGAGGACCUACUCACUACACCUUGUCGCCCACAGCCGCCAUUUGCUGCGGCUCUGCACUCGCCACCAUCGCCUCUCAGAGCAGACUGCUGAACCAUGUGGAGAAGGGCCUCCGCUUGGACAAGGCCGCCCUUAGCUCUCUAAAAGCCGAGGACCGCAGGGUAGCGUGCUCGCUGGAGCCGAGGGAUGUUCCCCUGGAUUUAUCUGCGAAAUCCAAACGUCUAAAAUGCACAGAUGACCCUUCGUCGGAGCCUCCAAAUACAGAGUCCAACUUUCUGAACUCAAAGAGGAAUCAUUCUACAACGUUUAGCUCAGCUGGGAAAUAUCCUACUUUACCCAAUACCCACAGAAAUGGCUCUCAUCAAAAGCAAUCAACACGGCUGCAGAAUCACCAGCUCUCUGAACUCAAGCCUCCGUGGAGCAAGGGACCUUCACAGGACCCCAUUAAAAGUAUCCCCGGAACCUAUGUCGGUGUGGCGAGUCCCAUACUGGCCUCCACGCUACGGGGGAAGGACGGAAAGGGGACCUUUGCGGAUGAGUUUCAGAGUUUUGCUAAACAGGAGUUCAUAUCUAUAAUAGAUCAAGGUGAACAGGUGUCUUCGGGAGGAAAGAGGCCACCUUGUAAAAACACCAGCAAGAACUGUCCUGCUAAAGGAGCCUUAAUGACGGCCCUCUCAAGCCCCUCCAACACACAUCCAAAGCCUGGAAAAGCAGCAAGUCUGACGUGGCAAAAGUCCUCUCAUCCUCCGCACCAAGCGUCCUCUGCUCACAGGAACGUGUCACCAGAAUCCCCAAAGGCCAAAGGAACUGUAGAAGGUUCCAAGUUUCAGAGUCCGUCCACAACUGUGGAUGAAACAUGGGAAAAACAGUCUCCGCUGUCUAACCUUGCGUCCAUCGUGAAGCAGCAAGAUCCAGUUUCGCUAAGGAAUGACACCGUUCUGAAUCUUCUCACUGCAAGCCAAGAUCCACCAUCCAAACAGGCUCCACCAGCAUUCUGGUCCUCAGAGAACUGGCUGUGUCCAGGGGGCUUGACUCGAUCCAGGAAGAGGUUUGAAAGGUUGAAAGCGGUGGAGACCUCUGAGAAUAAGGCAGAGCUACCUAAGCAAGGUCAGCCACAAAGCCUCAGAAGCAGUGCAUCCACCAACGGCAACAGGCUGGAGAGCCAGCUGGCGCAGGUCUUGGAGGGCGAGGCGCUGAAGAAGGACAGCGGGGAUUCGGAGAGUCCCGGCAAUGAAAAACUGGGAGGUUUAGUCGCAUCUCUUUUGUCGGGCGACAAGUGUGAGGAGAGAACCAAUGGAACCAAAGAGGACUUGCCAAGCAAAGCAGUGAAAGUGAAGAAAGUUAGUCCUAAGAAACCUGCAAAGGCGGAGCUGUCAAAAAAGACUGCAGGGGAGAAAGAAGAAGACACAGGAAGUCCAACCACAGGGUCUUACCAAAAGAAGAAGAAACAAAAAUCACCUGAGUUGGAACAAAGACUGUCACUGCGGAGUAAAGACCAGAUUCUAAAAGACCGGACCAGUCCCAAGGAGGAUGACCACGUCAAAACAGAUGGCGGCAGCAGUCCAGAAGGUGAAGAGACCCGUGCCUUCAACUCGCCGCUUCCCCCUGCAGGGAGCUCCUUCCCGCGACUGAGGAGAGGACGACGGCGGGCUGACGAGGCCAGGCUUGACCUCUGGGGCUUCGCCACGCCUUCUCCUCCGCCGCCGACCUCUCAAAUGAGCCCCUCGCCUCCCCCGCGGACGCCGGCUCGCCGGCCCAGAGGAAGGCCCCGCUCCAGCCGCCUGUUGGAGCGGGACGACAAGGGCAAGGUGGCGGACGCGCAAGACGACAGCCCGGCGCAGAAGAGGCGGCGGCACUGCCGUAGCAGGAAGUACCAGACGGGGGAGUACGUCACUGAGAAGGACAAAGCUGAAGACGGAGAGCACCUUGAAGAGUCGGACAGUGGGGUCCCGGAAGACUCCAACACGCCCCGGUGUCCGAGUCCCGCCACGUCCAGUCCAGAGUCGCCGCCACGGAGACCCUCCUUCACUCGCUCAGGCUCAGCACGCUACCAGGCCAGCGACGGAUCGCCGGAGCCCAGAGACAAGCCCUCUGGCAAGAGGAAAUUCAAAAGCAAGCAUUUGUGCGAGGGGCAAAAGACGAGGAUCAAGCGCAGCGGCUCAGGCAAACGCUCCGCCUCCACAGGCCCGGAUGAGAGCAGCCCCCCGCCCUCUGCCUCCAAAAGCCUGGUGUCAUGGCCGCCCAGCAAGAAGGAGUCCCCUCCCAAGCGGCCCGUGCCCCCGGAGGUGCGACGGCUGAUCGUGAAUAAAAAUGCCGGGGAGACGCUGCUGCAGCGUGCUGCCCGCUUGGGCUAUCAGGAAGUGGUGCAGUACUGCCUAGAAAAGGACCUGAGGGAGGUCAACCGGCGAGACAACGCGGGCUACACGGCGCUGCACGAGGCCUGCUCUCGCGGCUGGACGCAGAUUGUCCAGAUGCUGCUCCGACACGGUGCCGACGUCAACUGCAGCGCUCAGGACGGAACACGCCCCCUCCAUGACGCGGUGGCGAGUGACAACCUGCCCAUCGUGUGGCUGCUCCUCAACCACGGUGCUGACCCCACACUGGCCACCUACUCUGGACACACCCCUGUCAAACUGGCACACAGCUGCAGCAUGAAGGCCUUCCUCACAGAGUACUUCAGCGAGCUGGAGGGCCGCAGCGAGCGGGACUGGGACUUCUACAGCAGCUCCUUGUUCGAGGACGAGGAGAAGCCCUGCUGGGACUUCCUGUUGUCGGAGGAAACGUCACAAGUGGAAGAAUGUUCAGACCAAGACUUCCUGCUCUUUGAAUUGUCCUCACAGCCCCUCUUGCCCUGUUACCACCUGCAGCUGUCUGUCACUCAGGGCUUCUGUAAUUGGUUCCUGCUGUCCGACGUCCUGACGCGCCUCAAGAUGUCGCCGCCCACCUUCAGGGCUCGCCACCCUCACCUGGAGGUGGGCGCUCUGCCGCGUGGUGAGCUGCUCCGCCAGGUGUUGGUGAGCCAGGUGGGCGGGCCUUUGGAUUUGCAUUCAGAGGAGGAGGAGGAGGAGGAAGAGGCGGGGCUUGUGGAGCUGCUGCGUUGCGUGCCAGAAGUCCAGAGACUGUUGGGCUCCUCCAUUCACAUCCUCCAGGACCAGGACCCGGACCAGGACCAGGACCAGGAGCGGCGAGGUCGGUAGCCCUCACAUCAUGAACUUUGAGGGCAAAAAACACUCCGUCCUUCGCCAGGGGAAGGGGCGGAGCUUCACGCCUGACCUCAGACAUCAGGGUGAUUUGUUGUUUUACACUUCCUGCUUCCUCAUAACUCCGCCCCCUUCAUCACGGAUGGACCUCCCCUUUCAGACGCUUUGCUUGAAGAGCGGACUUCUUUCUUUAAUAGUCCUUAAUAUAUUUGUCUAUGCCAUACGCCCGUAUAUGGACAUGUCACUUCCUCUGCCCCCUGCCGUGAGAUGAGUCUUUCAAGCGAGCUCAAGUACAGUUUUAUUGUACUGGUGCUACAAGUUUUGUGUUGACAAUCAACUUUUGCUUUGGAAUCACACAAAAAAGAUAUUUAAGGUGUAAAAAGAAAUGUGGCAGGACUGAGGAGAGACUUUUUAUUUGAUUCUUUUUAUAAGAAAUCAAGAAUAAAGCAUGAUUGUC
Molecule: messenger RNA, 4739 nt
Organism: Entelurus aequoreus (snake pipefish)
Lineage: Eukaryota; Metazoa; Chordata; Actinopteri; Syngnathiformes; Syngnathidae
Gene: bcorl1
Product: BCL6 corepressor-like 1
Exons: 12
Coding region: 284-4279 (1331 amino acids)
Biological process (GO): negative regulation of transcription by RNA polymerase II
Cellular component (GO): nucleus
Molecular function (GO): protein binding; transcription corepressor activity
Source: RefSeq, a predicted model, not a curated record